AACCACGAUUGAGGUAUGGUGACUGUGGUGGUAUUUUUCAUGUUAACCACUCUUCAUCUGAGUAGGUCCACAAUCAUUAGCUUUCCAUCCGAUUACAACCCAAAUGUUUCGCCAAAUGAUCGAGGUAUCAUUCGUUGUGGCUUUGAUAUCAUGGAUGUCUCAGCGGUCGAGGACGUGCAUUACACCAUCACCAUUCAUUUGAGCACGUUCGUCAUGUGGAACGACUCGAGGUUGAUCAUAAAUGACACGGUCCUACAGGAUUUGUCCGUUAAAAAUCGGUGGUACGGCCUGACCCCGGAAUUAGUAAGCCGGAUUUGGCAACCCAAGUUGCAGAUUCGCAAUCUAAGGCACGAGCUGCCAACCCGAGCUAAUGCUAAGGGCCAAGGGGAAUCGACCCUUUUGACCACUGAGCCAAACCAGCGGUUCUAUAUGGAGAAACAGGCUGUGGUUAAGAUCUCGUGUGCCAUGGAUUUCUCGCUCUUUCCCUUUGACCGACACUCAUGUCCAUAUGUGGCCUCCAUGCAUCUUCCGAUUGAAGAAUUGCGCAUGGGACCAUUUUUACUGGAUGGGAACGAGAUAUAUUUCAAGGCCAAGACCACUACCAUACUAGAGUUCGCCACCUCGUUCAUGGAAUUGGGACCGGCCAACCAAACUGAGGAGAUGGAAUUCUUCACGGGCUUCAAGAUUCGUUCUAACAUCAUGGGGUUCAAGAUCCUUUUGAGACGCAAAUUCACUUCGUAUUUAUUCAACUAUCAUCUACCCUCGGGCUUAUUCGUGAUCAUCAGUUGGGUAGCUUUCGUCAUUCCCAUUGAAGCAAUCCCCGGUCGGGUGAGCGUGAUCUUCACCACUUUUCUGGUUUUGAUCAAUAUAGCUACCUCGGCCUUUUCCAAUUCUCCUCCUUCGCAAGGAAUCAACUACAUUCAGAUUUGGAUUAUAUCCUGCAUUGGCUUCGUAUCCGUGACGAUAUUGGAAUACUUUGGUCUUCUUUAUUAUGCCCGAUAUAUCAAACAAGUGGAAGGGAGGAACAUGGGUUCUUUGGUUUAUCCUGAGAUGUAUGGACCCAAAAAGAGUCGGAUCAACUUUAAAGAGGACCAUGUGGAUCGGGCGUGUUUAGUAAUCCUGCCAAUCCUGUUCCUGAUCUUUAAUUGUUUGUAUUGGUUUGAAGCGGCUUUUGGUCGUGGCCAAUGAUUUAUGAUAAACAUAUAAUUUAUUAUCGCAUUCAGAGAACUGGGCACAAUUUUUGCCUUUUGGUAAGGAAAAUGUGCAAAAUAGGCAAAUUUUCGGAAAAAUUACAAUAGUAUAUUGAAAAUCCCUUAUUUGUCCCUCAAGUUCCCUGUUUUAGGUCAAUAGUUUUUUUUUUAUUUAUUUGUCCUAAAACUGUCCUAUCUCGAUCGAAUGAUACGAAUGACUUUUUUUGUCGAAGAAAAGAAAGAGUGUUUCUUACCAGCAAUUUUCCCAUC
This is a messenger RNA of Tigriopus californicus, 1460 nucleotides long. Its product is annotated as glutamate-gated chloride channel-like. The transcript is spliced from 3 exons. The record is from RefSeq and is a predicted model, not a curated record. Gene Ontology annotation, molecular function: neurotransmitter receptor activity; chloride channel activity; transmembrane signaling receptor activity. The coding region runs from base 16 to 1188 and encodes 390 amino acids. Gene Ontology annotation, cellular component: neuron projection; membrane; synapse. Lineage: Eukaryota; Metazoa; Arthropoda; Copepoda; Harpacticoida; Harpacticidae. Gene Ontology annotation, biological process: chemical synaptic transmission; nervous system process; chloride transmembrane transport.